AUGUCUCGUGUUUAUUCUUCCCUUCUGUCCUCUGAUUCUUUCUUCCUUCUGUAUCUCUUGUCUUCAAUGUCCCGUGUGAUUCUUCCCCUCUGUAUCUCUUUGUCUUCAAUGUCCCGUGUGAUUCUUCCCCUCUGUAUCUCUCUUCAUGUCCCGUCUUCUGUAUUGUCUUCAAUGUCCGUGUUAUUCUUCCCUUCUGUAUCUCUCUUGUCUUCAAUGUCCCGUGUGAUUCUUCCCCUCUGUAUCUCUUGUCCCGUCUUCCCCUCUCUAUCUCUCCUUCAAUGUCCCGUGAUUCUUCCCUCUGUAUCUCUUGUCUUCAAUGUCCCGUGUGAUUCUUCCCUCUGUAUCUCUUUUAUGUCUUCCCUUCUGUUGUCCCCAAUGUCCCGUGUGAUUCUUCCUUCUGUAUCUCUUGUCUUCAAUGUCUCCUUCUGUAUCUCUUGUCUUCAAUGUCGUGUAGUUUCCCCUCUGUAUCUCUUGUCUUCAAUGUCCCGUGUGAUUCUUCCCUCUGUAUCUCUUUGUCUUCAAUGUCCCGUGUGA
Messenger RNA from Acanthosepion pharaonis, 534 nucleotides. Lineage: Eukaryota; Metazoa; Mollusca; Cephalopoda; Sepiida; Sepiidae. The record is from the annotation of a GenBank genome assembly.